Xenia sp. Carnegie-2017 is the source of this 1216-nucleotide messenger RNA. RefSeq names its product programmed cell death protein 2-like. Gene Ontology annotation, cellular component: cytoplasm. The record is from RefSeq and is a predicted model, not a curated record. NCBI's taxonomy places the organism in Eukaryota, Metazoa, Cnidaria, Anthozoa, Malacalcyonacea, Xeniidae.
AUGAUUAUAAACAGUGCUAAGUCAGCAUUUUAUUUUUCAAUAAUGUCCACGUGUGGUGUGAUGCUUGGCAUUUUGGACGAAGAAAUUCCUUUGGUGGACGAUGAUCGAGUUGGUUGGAUGACUAAUAAAAUUGGUGGAAGUCCUAAUUGGAUGAAUGAAACUCCUCAUAUCUACCCACAAUGUGAUAUUUGUGGUAAGGAUCUUCCUCUCGUCAUCCAAAUCUACUGCCCAUUACUAAACUCACAAUAUCACCGAGUGUUGUAUGUUUUUGGUUGUACCAAUAUUCCAUGUUGGAACAAAAAUGAAAGUUGGAAAGUGUUGAGAGGUGAAGUUGUGAGUGAACGAAAAAACAUUAAGAACGAAGAAAUUGUUAGUUCUCAAGAGUCAAAGACAAACAGUUGGUGUGAUGACAGUGAUGAUUGGGGAGAACAUGAAGAAAUUGAUGUCAAUAUGACGACUGAAAUUACCGAUCUUGAAAAUCAAACUAGGAAUCUUGAGUUAACAUCAAAAGAACAAAAUAAUAUAUCAUCUUUUUCUCAAACCUAUCCAAACAAAACAACACCGAAAGUGUAUUUCAAACCAUAUUUUGUGACAGUACUGAAUGAAUAUGAUUUGAAUUCUCACACCAGCAAAAUGACUCUAUCAGAGAAACAUUUGCUGGAUGAAUAUAGGAAACGCGAGGGACUAAAAGAUUUUACUGAGAUUGAAAAUAAUUUUGUUGGGGCUAAAUCAGGGGAGAAAUAUGAAACCAGUUGUGCAAAACCUGAAGAUAAAAUCUUCCAGAAGUUCAAGAAAAAACUAACUUUGUGUCCAGAACAGUGUAUUAGGUAUAAAUGGGAUGGAAAACCACUCCCCAUGACAUCACAGUCAAUUGGAACUAUCCCAGCAUGCAGUACAUGCGGGAGGAGAGUAUUCGAACUACAGUUAAUGCCAGCACUAGUAUCUCACCUGAAGAUUGAGAAGGACAAUAGUGCGAUUUAUUUGAAUAAUGAAGAUCUAAAUGAGCACAAUUGUACUGCAAAUGAGCAGGACAUCUUUUCAUGGCAAAGAAAUGUGAACUCAGCUUCUAUAGAAUUUGGGAUGGUCUUCGUUUACACCUGCUCAAAAUCUUGUUGGGAAGAAGGCAGGAGUUAUCAACAGGAAUACAUUUUAGUCCAAUCAUAUCCUGACCAAUAUCUUUUUAGAGAUUUACAAUAAAUUCAAACGGUCAUUUUAA